Molecule: messenger RNA, 2400 nt
Organism: Gekko japonicus
Lineage: Eukaryota; Metazoa; Chordata; Lepidosauria; Squamata; Gekkonidae
Product: neuronal PAS domain-containing protein 3-like
Biological process (GO): regulation of transcription by RNA polymerase II
Molecular function (GO): RNA polymerase II transcription regulatory region sequence-specific DNA binding; DNA-binding transcription factor activity, RNA polymerase II-specific; protein binding
Source: RefSeq, a predicted model, not a curated record
AUGUCCUCAACUGUUGAAGUAACUGAGCCCAAUCAGCUCAACAAAGGCCCCUGCCACACGGCAGAAAAACGACGAGUUAUAGGUGCCCAGCGCAGGAGAAGCCCCAGUGCACUUGCCACUGAAGUAUUUGAGUCACAUUUGGGAAGUCACAUUUUACAGUCCCUGGAUGGAUUUGUAUUUGCACUAAACCAAGAGGGGAAAUUUUUGUACAUUUCGGAAACAGUCUCCAUUUAUCUUGGCCUAUCCCAAGUGGAACUGACAGGCAGCAGCGUGUUUGACUACGUCCACCCAGGAGACCAUGUGGAGAUGGCAGAGCAGCUGGGCAUGAAGCUUCCCCCCGGGCGAGGCCUUCUCUCACAGGGAACAGCAGAGGAUGGAGCCAGCUCAGCAUCUUCAUCUUCUCAGUCUGAGACCCCUGAGCCAGUGGAAUCCACGAGCCCCAGCCUACUUAUGACGGACAACAAUCUAGAGAGGUCUUUUUUCAUCCGGAUGAAAUCUACCCUGACCAAGCGAGGCGUGCACAUCAAAUCCUCAGGAUAUAAGGUGAUUCAUAUAACAGGAAGGUUACGCCUGAGAGUCUCGCUGUCCCAUGGGCGGACAGUCCCUAGCCAAAUCAUGGGGCUUGUAGUUGUUGCUCAUGCUUUGCCCCCUCCUACGAUCAAUGAAGUCAGAAUCGACUGCCACAUGUUUGUUACGCGAGUAAACAUGGACCUCAAUAUCAUAUACUGUGAAAAUAGGAUUAGUGAUUAUAUGGAUCUGACUCCUGUAGACAUCGUAGGGAAGAGAUGUUACCACUUCAUUCAUGCUGAAGAUGUGGAGGGGAUCAGGCACAGUCACUUAGAUCUGCUGAACAAGGGUCAGUGUGUAACAAAAUACUACCGCUGGAUGCAGAAGAAUGGGGGUUAUAUAUGGAUACAGUCUAGUGCCACCAUCGCUAUCAAUGCUAAGAAUGCAAAUGAGAAAAACAUCAUCUGGGUCAAUUACCUUCUGAGCAACCCGGAAUAUAAGGACACUCCAAUGGAUAUUGCACAACUUCCUCAUCUGCCAGAGAAAACCUCAGAAUCCUCCGAGACCUCAGAUUCUGAAUCAGACUCAAAGGACAACUCAGAAGACAAUGAAAAUUCAAAGUCAGACGAGAAAGGAAACCAGUCAGAAAACAGUCGGAAGAAAUCUGGGAACCAGUCGGAUAAUGAAAUGAACUGUAAUGACGAUGGGAACAGUUCCAGCAACCAAGAUAGCAGAGACAGUGAUGACAGCUUUGAAAAUUCUGACUUUGAGAAUCAAAAGGCCCCUGAGGAUAGUUUUGGCACUCUGGGUUCUAUGCAGAUAAAGGUGGAGCGCUACGUGGAGAGUGAAUCAGACUUGCGGUUACAGAACUGUGAAUCGUUGACCUCAGACAGUGCCAAGGACUCGGACAGUGCAGGAGAAGGAAAUGCUCAGUCUUCCAGCAAACAUCAAAAGAGGAAGAAAAGGAGGAAAAAACAAAAAGGAGGCAGCACAACCCGCAGGAGGCUGUCAAGCACUUCAAGCCCCAAUGGACUCGACUCAGCAAUGGUGGAUCAGCCACAGCUGCUUUCAUCACCAAACAGUGCCUCAGUGCUCAAAAUCAAAACCGAGAUCUCAGAACCUAUCAAUUUUGAUAAUGAUAGCAGUAUUUGGAAUUACCCACCCAACAGGGAAAUCUCAAGGAAUGAAUCACCCUACAGUAUGACCAAGCCCCCAAACUCAGAGCACUUCCCCUCACCGCAAACCAGCAGUAGUUUACAUGUCUCCAUUCCAGACUCUGUUCUCACCCCACCAGGGACUGAAAAUACUGCCAGCCGCAAAUCUCAGUUCAGCACCUCAUCCAAUUCAGCCUUGGCUCCCGUAUCCUCUGAUCCUUUAUCACCACCAUUGUCAGCAUCUCCACGGGACAAGCAUCCGGGAGGCCCCAGCACUUCCAACUCUUUGUUAUACACUGGGGAUCUGGAAGCCCUCCAGAGGCUGCAAGCAGGCAAUGUGGUCCUUCCUUUGGUUCACAGGGUAACUGGAACCCUUGCUGCCACCAGCACGGCUGCUCAGAGGGUUUAUACCACUGGCACUAUUCGGUAUGCUCCAGCUGAAGUUACUUUAGCCAUGCAGGGCAAUCUCCUCCCCAACACUCAUGCUGUUAACUUUGUGGAUGUUAACAGCCCCAGCUUUGGCCUGGAUCCUAAAACACCGAUGGAAAUGCUCUACCACCACGUUCACCGACUCAAUAUGUCAGGACCGUUUGGAAGUGCUGUGAGCGCAGCCAGUCUGACCCAAAUGCCUGCAGGGAAUGUGUUCACAACUGCCGAAGGACUCUUCUCUACUCUUCCAUUUCCUGUGUACAGCAAUGGUAUUCAUGCCACACAGACACUGGAACGGAAAGAGGAUUGA